This is a messenger RNA of Morus notabilis, 988 nucleotides long. RefSeq lists its product as uncharacterized. Bases 73 to 618 code for a protein of 181 amino acids. The record is from RefSeq and is a predicted model, not a curated record. NCBI's taxonomy places the organism in Eukaryota, Viridiplantae, Streptophyta, Magnoliopsida, Rosales, Moraceae. The transcript has a single exon.
CUUAAAAUCUUUCAACUUGCAAACCUCUCUCUCUCUAGCUCUCUAUCUAUAUUUUUCUUUUCUGGGUUCGCAAUGGCUGAAAUACAAACAGCAUCAAAACGCCAGAGGGAAGACGUCGUAGAGGACUUAGGCGAAGCGUUUAAGCGCCAAAAGUCUUACCACGACAUACUCUCUCUCCUCGAAUCGGAAGAAGAGGAGCCAAACGAGGACUUAUCCUCUCUCAUCACCAACCUCCAACAAGAGCUCUCCAGCUCCGACAAUUCUUCUACCUUCGACCACCCACUUCUCCAAAUAGCGUCCGACCCAGAUAACCAAACGACAGCCUCUUCCACUGUCGUAGAAGAUUUCGCCUCUUCUUCUUCGUCGUCGUUUUCUUGUUUAUCGCCGGUUGUUCUGAAGGAAGACGAACAUGAGGAGGACAAGGAGAGAGUCAUGAGGCACCUUCUAGAAGCUUCCGACGACGAGCUCGGGAUUCCGAAUAGAUCAGACGACGUCGGAGUUGACGGAGAUGACGGGUUUAACGGCGGAGAUGGGUUUUCGUUGCCGGAGGGUCUUUGGGAGCUUGAAGAUGAAGCUGCUAAUUACUAUACUUUGUUGCAAUCCGAGCUUUUUAUGUAGUGGAGAGGGUUGAAAAUGCAAAAGAAGUACAUGGUAGGGGGUUUAGAUGAGAAAGUAAAAGGGUGUUGGGAGGUGGAUGUAGGACAAAUUGAAGAAAAAAUUUGACCUUUGGGAAUUUUCAGUUUGGUCCCUCUUCUGUAAAAAUUAGUAACUGGGGUCCCUUUCUAGAAAAUCAACUUGUAGAAGAAAAAUCUAUUCACAUUCCUUUCAUUUUCAUCCUCUUCAAGUCUUUUUUUUUUUUUGUGAGUCCUUUUAGUUUAGUUGGACACCCCUUGGCCCUUCCUCAGUUCCUCAUGUCGAAAGAUUAACACAGCUAUAACCAGAAAGAUUUAGACCAAUAAAUUUAAAAGGAACUCUAAUAGUAGGAUAA